Molecule: messenger RNA, 888 nt
Organism: Limulus polyphemus (Atlantic horseshoe crab)
Lineage: Eukaryota; Metazoa; Arthropoda; Merostomata; Xiphosura; Limulidae
Product: regulation of nuclear pre-mRNA domain-containing protein 1A-like
Exons: 6
Biological process (GO): mRNA 3'-end processing
Cellular component (GO): RNA polymerase II, holoenzyme
Molecular function (GO): RNA polymerase II complex binding
Source: RefSeq, a predicted model, not a curated record
AGGAGAGAAGUCGCUUGUUCUCACAGUGCACGGAGUAGCACUGUUUGUGUGUCAUUAACUAGUUUUGCAAAAUUACUUUCUUCUGUCACUAGUGAAUAUAAAACCACUUGUUUAUUUGGAAAUCAGGUCCAUAUUUUAAACACCUUGGUAUGAUAUGUAGAACUGGUGUCACGAAGGAAACCUGACUGUCAUACAAGAGGAAACAAUGGAGGAAAUUCGCUUUCCGUGUCAAUUUAUAAAGUUUUAAUAGACACAGUUUGUGUUCUGGCAAAAUAAAUUUGUUGACAUUUGUUGUUGAAUACCAUCUGUUGUAUGAUAUAGAAAUGGCAUCAACAUUGAAUGAAAAUAAUUUGGAAAAGAAAUUCCAGAGUGUGACUAAUACUCAAGAUGGAAUACAGUCUCUGUCCUUGUGGAUCCUGCAUCAUAAAGUUCACCAUAAGAAGAUUGUGGAAAUGUGGAUGAAAGUUCUUAAGAAAGCUAAACCAUCACACAGAUUGACUCUUCUCUAUUUAGCCAAUGAUGUGGUACAGAAUAGUCGAAAAAAAGCAGGCUCUCAUUUUGGUGAAUCCUUUGCUGAGGUUCUCAAAGAAGCCUGUGUACUUUUGAGGGACGAGAAGAUACAGACAUCGGUAAAAAGGGUGUUUAAGAUUUGGGAAGAAAGAAGUGUAUAUGACCCUGAUUUUAUUAAAGAACUAUAUGAUGUGCUUGAAAGUUCCAAAGAAAGUCCACCAGUAUCAUCAAAAAUAAUUGCUGAUUUUAAGCCUCAAAAAGUAGCUGAUCAGAUUCAUAUGGUGGAUAAAAUAGCCAAGGAGACACUCACCAAACUGACCAUGCUGACUAACAGUAAAGUUGAUGCAGCAAGUUCAGAAGCUUUGAGAAAGUUGAAAG